Messenger RNA from Calypte anna (Anna's hummingbird), 2925 nucleotides. It is a transcript of the gene RUBCNL, whose product is annotated as rubicon like autophagy enhancer. Gene Ontology annotation, cellular component: autophagosome membrane; intracellular membrane-bounded organelle. Lineage: Eukaryota; Metazoa; Chordata; Aves; Apodiformes; Trochilidae. Gene Ontology annotation, biological process: autophagosome-lysosome fusion; autophagosome-endosome fusion; autophagosome maturation. The transcript has 17 exons. The record is from RefSeq and is a predicted model, not a curated record. Gene Ontology annotation, molecular function: phosphatidylinositol phosphate binding. Bases 168 to 2456 code for a protein of 762 amino acids.
GUAGUAGCGGCAGCGAGGCGGGAGCUGACGGGGCACAGCAGCAGUGGCUCUGCCCCGGAGGGCGAAGGGGAGCGCGGAUCGACAGCCGACCGGAGGAGGACGCAGCAGGCGCCGGGGCCGCAGGUACUUAACAGCGACGACAACAAAAAAAUGAAUGUUUUCCCAUCAUGUCUCUCCAUGCAGUAGCUCUAGCCAGCUACAGCGGGACAGAAGUCUUCCAGCACGCCCGGUCUAAAAAGUUAAACCACAAAAGCCUAAAGGUGGCUCUCAACAAGUCAGCGUAUCCUUCAAGUCCCUCAGCAAGGAUUAGCUGCCUUGCCCUGACACCUCAAAUCUCCGUUCUCCCAGAAAAGUGCACGAGGCCAGCAGUGAUUGGACAUGCUGGAAGUUUUGGAUCAUACCCAGACAGUACUGAAGCUAUCAAAGACAUUCUCGUGUCUGUUUUAAAUGCAUCUGGUUUGAAGCCCUCCUUGGUGCCAGAGCAAACUGCAAUGCAGAGAGCUGGACACCCGGACAGUGAUGUGGAACAUUGGGAAGAAAGCAGUGAUGGGGACAGCCGUGAGGACAGCGACACUGAUGCUGUGCAUCGCAGUGUUGCCAGUACACAAACAGAUAUUCGGUUUACCAGGCACCGGGCAUGUUGGGACAACUCUCUCUGCGAUGGCUCUAAACCCUCACUGGAUACUUUCUUUCACCCUCAGUACUCUGACAGGGAUCCUGCUGCUUCCUCCUUGGAUGCUUUUGAUUUUUCUGAGGAGUCCCCUCCCAAGCGCAACUGUUUCACUCAGGUGACUUUAACAGGAGACGGUGUCACAUCAGCUGUUGUGCAUUCUGGAGAAGAAUGUUGUUCCUCCCCAGAAAGAGACUUGACUUUCACAAGGUUUUUUCCUGACUCAGCUGUUGGUAAGCCAGCAGAUGUAUUGAAGUACCCUGCUUUGGAGCCUACACGUGCCAGCAACAGUGACAAUUCUCCCAGUGGACUUUCCCAGUCAGAUCCAGCCAAUCAAACAGGUUCUGCUUCUCCUUUGAACCUAAGUCCUAUAACUUUGAAUCGUUCAGUGCAGGAUAUCUGUGUGCUUCCAGAAGACGUGGAGAAGGAAAACGCACACUUUUUUAUUGCAGAUAUGAUUAUAGCAUCUCUAGAAAAAAUGAAAUAUAAUAUCCUAAGCCAACAAGCAGAGUCCUGGGUUGUGGAGGAAACAAGUGGAUCAGAUGGCAGCUAUCACACUGAUCUGGAAUUACCUUCUUACCCUGGAGUGAAAAAGUCUGAUUCUUCUGUUGCCUCAUCUGACAGUGGUUAUGAAGGCUGUGCUUUGUUGCCUGUCAGCUCCCCAGUGCAUCUACCUUCCCAUCAUGAGAUUACCAGAUUUCGCUGCCACAGUGACUCAGAGGAUGAAUAUGUAAUUAUUGAACUUGAAGACCUUGAAAAUCUGUCUGUCACCCCAGAUGAAAGAUUGUCUUCUGAACGAGGCAGCAAUUCUGCUGAAGCAACAGCCCAGGAGUUGUGCAGAGCUUUCAGAAAACACUGGUUGCUGACAGACUCUGCAGUCCAACUGUCUGGUUUCCUGAGCUCAUCUAAGCAGAGAUCUAUGCUGAAAGAAGACAUUCCAAGAGAGCUCGAGUCCAGUUUGAAUCUGGCUGAAGAAAUAAAGAACAUAACCAAAUUAAGAGGAUAUUCUGGCUGGACCCCACCAAAAUCACAGAUUCUCUUUAAUAUUCACCCUUCAGCCAAGAGAGAUGCAGUGGUGGCUGCCCAAAAUUUUACCUGUGUUGGCUGUGGAACUCCAAUAGAAAGCAAAUAUAUCAGGAGGCUCCGUUAUUGUGACUACCUGGGGAAAUACUUCUGUGACUGCUGCCACAGCUAUGCUCAGUCUUCCAUUCCUGCCCGAAUACUUUUGAAGUGGGACUUCAAAAAAUACUAUGUGUGCAACUUCUCAAAACACCUCCUGGACAGCAUAUGGCAACACCCAAUUUUCAAUGUGUUGUGUAUUAACGAAGCCCUCUACACAAAAAGUAAAGAAAUGGACAGAGUGAGGGAGGUGCAAGAACAGCUUUUUCAUUUAAAAAAGCUUUUGAAAAGCUGCAGGUUUGGUGAAAGUGUGGUAAAAGAAUUUGAACAGGUUCCCAGGCAUCUGACAGAGGAGCUGCAUCUCUUCUCCCUGGAUGAUCUGGUGAAGAUUAAACGAGGGCAGUUACUGCCCCUUCUUAAGGACAUUCUGAAGAGCUCCAGCUCCCAUGUGAAUAGUUGUGAGCUCUGUCAAGCAAAGGGUUUUAUCUGUGAAUUUUGCCAGAGUGCAGAUCUCCUCUUUCCAUAUCAGAUUGCCAAAUGCACGAGGUGCACAGAGUGCAAAACAUGCUUUCACAAAGCAUGCUUCAAGUCUGGAGAAUGUCCCAAAUGCCAGCGGAUUGCAGCUCGGAGGACGUGUUCAGAGACUCCGUCACUGGUGCCUUCAUGAAACUUGAUUCCUCUGCUUGCAGUAGAUGUUCAAAGCCAAAUCUUCAGGUCUGGAGGAAGGUCAUACCAAAAUCACAUUCUCAUGUGCUGGUGUCACCACAGGCUACUACAGGAACCUGCUGAGGCUGUUCACCUUGAACUUUUUCCCUGGUGAGAAGCAAAACCUGUAGCCACAAGGUGUUCUUAGUGUUGCUGAUGUGAAACCUUCCUCUUAUCAGCUGAUAUCAUGGGAUAGCAUAAAGAAACCAUGAUAAAAACUUGGAAGCAGGCACUGUAUCUCUCUGGUGAUGAAGUGGGUUGGGCAGGAAGGGGUGACUGGUGUGCUACAAACCCUCUAGGUGUCCCUAGGGUGUAGCUACAUUCUUUGAAACAAGUUUUGAGAUUCAUUAAACUUUUUGAAUCAAUGCUCUUCCUUAGCAUAUCUCUGGGGUUGAGUACUGAGUUUGAUAAUUUCUGAGGUUAAAUCAUAU